AUGAAGUUUUUCCCAGCUUGCGUCCUCGUCACUUUGGCGGUGAUCCGAUCGUGUGCGGCGCAGUCAGUUUGCCCUGGUACAGAGAACAAGCUGAGCACACUGUCUGAUUUGGACCAGCAAUACCGCACCCUGAAGAAGCUCUACGAGAACUGCGAGGUCGUCAUGGGGAACUUGGAGAUUACCAGCAUUGAUCGAAACCGCAACCUCUCCUUCCUCAAGUCUAUCAAAGAGGUGACUGGUUACGUGCUGGUUGCACUCAAUCAGUUCGACUACCUGCCACUGGAGAACCUGCGGAUCAUCCGAGGCACCAAACUGUAUGAGGGUCGGUACGCUCUGGCCAUCUUCCUCAACUAUAGACGGGACGGUUUGUAUGGCCUAAGGCAGCUGGGAUUACGCAACCUCACAGAGAUACUGAAUGGGGGCGUUUAUGUCGACCAGAACAAAUUCCUGUGUCACGCAGACACGAUCCAUUGGCGUGACAUUAUCAAGAACCCCCAGGCUGAGCUGCUGGUGGUGCCGUCCAACAACAGCAACAAUGGAUGCAGACGAUGUCAUCGCUCAUGUAACGGACGCUGCUGGGGCCAUCAAGAGGACCAGUGUCAAACUUUGACAAAAACGGUGUGUGCAGAGCAGUGUGACGGUCGAUGCUUCGGGCCUUACGUCAGCGACUGCUGCCAUCGCGAAUGCGCCGGCGGCUGCUCUGGCCCCAAGGACACGGACUGCUUUGCUUGCACCAAUUUCAACGACAGCGGGGCGUGCGUGACCCAGUGCCCUCAGCCGUUUGUGUACAACCCGACAUCUUUCCAGUUAGAGCACAACCCCAGAGCCAAGUACACCUACGGAGCCUUUUGUGUCAAGAAAUGUCCACAUAAUUUUGUCGUGGACCACAGCUCCUGUGUGAGGGCAUGUCCCAGCAACAAGAUGGAAGUGGAGGAGAACCGAAUUAAAAUGUGCAUCCCUUGUACAGACAUCUGUCCGAAAGUGUGUGACGGUAUAGGAACAGGAAGCCUGCAGGCGGCUCAAACGGUGGAUGCCAGCAAUAUCGAUAAAUUUGUCAACUGCACCAAAAUCAAUGGCAACCUCAUCUUUCUCAUUACUGGCAUUAAAGGGGAUAUGUAUCAUGGUAUUGGACCUAUGGACCCUGAGCGCCUCAAUGUUUUCCGCACUGUGAAGGAGAUUACAGGUUACCUCAACAUCCAGUCAUGGCCUGAAAACAUGACAGAUCUGAGUGUUUUUUCCAGCCUGGCUACUAUCGGAGGCAGAUCUCUUUACAGUGGAAGUGGUAUUUCUCUUUUGAUCUUGAAGCAGCGCUGGAUCUCCUCUCUCCAGUUCCAGUCAUUGAGUGAGAUCAGCGCCGGGAACGUCUACAUCUUCAACAACAGCCGCCUGUGCUUCUAUAACACCAUCAACUGGACGUCGUUGUUCAGGACCCCGAGCCAGAAAGUCCUCAUCCGUAACAACCGAGAACCAAAGGAGUGCAUCCAGCAGCGAAUGGUGUGUGACCGGAUGUGUUCAGACGAUGGCUGCUGGGGCCCAGGUCCAGCCCAGUGCCUCUCCUGCCGAUACUUCAAGCGAGGCCGUACCUGCGUUCAGUCCUGCAACCUCUUUGACGGGGAAGAGCGUGAAUUUGCCAAUGGAUCCCUGUGCCUGGGAUGUGAUAGCCAAUGUGAGAAGAUGGAUGGAAACACUAUGACAUGUCUUGGCCUGGGCCCAGACCAGUGCGUAAAAUGCCUCCACUUCAAAGACGGUCCUAACUGCGUGGAGAAGUGCCCCGAUGGGCUGCAGGGAGCCAACAGUUUCAUCUUCAAAUACGCCAAGGCCAACAACGAGUGUCAUCCUUGCCAUGCCAAUUGCACCCAGGGGUGCGUCGGGCCGAGACUCCAAGAUUGCGUUGGGAUGAUGGACAGGACACCUCUAAUAGCAGCUGGCGUUAUCGGUGGCCUAUUUAUCAUCGUCAUUCUGGCUCUCAGCGUGGCCGUUUAUGUUCGACGCAAAAGCAUCAAAAAGAAGAGGGCGUUGCGGCGUUUCUUAGAGACGGAGCUGGUGGAGCCUCUGACCCCGAGUGGAACGGCGCCGAACCAGGCUCAGCUGCGGAUCCUGAAAGAGACGGAGCUGAAGAAGGUCAAGAUUCUGGGAUCGGGAGCUUUCGGAACAGUCUACAAGGGCAUCUGGGUCCCAGAAGGUGAGACGGUGAAGAUCCCCGUGGCUAUUAAAAUCCUCAACGAGACCACCGGCCCUAAAGCCAACGUGGAGUUCAUGGACGAGGCCCUGAUCAUGGCCAGCAUGGAGCACCCCCACCUGGUGCGUCUCCUCGGCGUCUGCCUGAGCCCCACCAUCCAGCUGGUCACCCAGCUCAUGCCCCACGGCUGCCUCCUCGACUAUGUGCACGAGCACAAGGAUAACAUUGGCUCGCAGCUGCUGCUCAACUGGUGUGUCCAAAUUGCGAAGGGGAUGAUGUACCUGGAGGAGAGGAGGCUGGUCCACAGGGACCUGGCAGCUCGGAACGUGCUGGUAAAAUCUCCCAAUCACAUCAAGAUCACUGACUUCGGCCUGGCCCGACUGCUGGAUGGUGACGAGAAAGAAUACAAUGCAGAUGGGGGAAAGGUUGGUAUGCCCAUUAAAUGGAUGGCUCUGGAGUGCAUCCACUACAGAAAGUUCACCCAUCAGAGUGACGUGUGGAGUUACGGUGUGACCAUCUGGGAGCUGAUGACAUUUGGAGGCAAACCUUACGACGGUAUCCCCACACGAGAAAUCCCAGACAUCCUGGAGAAAGGGGAGCGCCUGCCCCAGCCGCCAAUUUGCACCAUAGAUGUCUACAUGGUCAUGGUCAAAUGCUGGAUGAUUGAUGCAGACAGCAGGCCGAAGUUCAAGGAGCUGGCUGCUGAGUUCUGCAGAAUGGCCCGUGACCCACAACGAUACCUGGUGAUUCAGGGAGACGACCGCAUGAAGCUUCCCAGCCCCAAUGACAGCAAGUUCUUCCAGAGCCUGCUGGACGAAGAGGACCUUGAUGAUUUGAUGGAUGCGGAAGAGUAUCUGGUGCCUCGAGGUUUCAACAUGGCCACUCAGUCAUGCACGCUCAGGCCUCGAGUUGACUCCAACAGAAAUCAGUUUGGCUAUCGAGAUGGUGGUGCAAAUCCUGCAGAAGGACCCUUGGCAGGCGCGCAAGCCUGCAUGAACCAGGAAGCCACGGGUGGCCUGAGCCCACCCCUGGACGACCAGCGUUGUAAUGGAAGCCUGCAUAAGAAGAGCCUGAGCCAAGCUGGAGUGGAAGACAGUGGAGGCCAGAGGUACAGCGCUGACCCCACCAUCUUCCUGGGGGAGAGAGUAUUGAGAGGGGACACCGAUGAGGAUGGAUACAUGACGCCAAUGAAGGAUAAGAACUCCUCAGAAUAUCUGAAUCCCAUUGAGGAGAACCCGUUUGUCACACGACGUAAAAACGGCGAGAUCCACGCCCUGGACAACCCAGGCUACCACAGCACACCCAACAGUCAGCCCAAAGGAGAGGAUGAGUACAUCAAUGAGCCCCUCUACCUCAACACCUUCCAUAGCCCUGCUGAGCUGGGCCUGGAAGCUCUGAGGAGAAAUGGUCUGCCCUUACCUACCCAGCCUCCUUCUUCAAUCUCAGCCACAACCUCAGGCUCCCAUCUGCCACUUACCAUCCAGACUAGCCUGCCCCACUACCCCCUCCCCACAGCCCAGCCAUCUCCAUCUGGCAUGCCUUGCCACCACGGUCCACCAACUCACAUCCUCCAUGGCCACCACACCGUCAAACCUGCAGGGCAACCUGGCAAUCCAGGUGGCAGCUCUGUCACUCAGAGCCAAACAGGAACUACUGCUCAAGCCCAGGUGAGCCAGUCGGGUGCCCUGUCCACUUCAGCCACCACUGGGCAUGGUAGCUUGCCAGCCUACCAGAGCUAUGCCACAACACACCCUGCCAGUUUGCUGAAGCAUGGAGGGCAGAUGUCAGGUAAAGGCAGUGGGAAGAAGCUAAAGGUGACCUUUGACAAUCCAGAAUACUGGCAGCACAGCUUGCCUCCCAAAUCAUCUAACCAGGUGGCCUCUGAUGGCGCCCAAGGAGGUUCCACCAAUGCCAAGCUCUUCUAUAAACAGAAUGGACACAUACGGCCGGCAGUAGCUGAAAACCCUGAAUAUAUGUCUGAGUUUUCCCUGAAAUCUGGAACCAUCUUGCCACCUCCACCUUACCGGCAGCGAAACACUGUGGUCUAGAUUGUUCCUUUUAACAAAUGUUUCCCAAUCUUCCUCUAGCCUCCGACAUGCCCAACAUCCUCUCCAGUUCCAUGGUCCCACACAAAGGGAGAGUGGCCCCAACCAUAGCCACUCGCAGCUCUGCCCAGAUAAUGGGACAUCUGCUGUAGAUUGUAGCAACAUCUGAAGGAGGUGGACCGAACCCAGCAUAAACAAAUCAGACCCCUGAACCUUUACUAUAUACAAUCUUGUCCAUUUCUGUCCUGUAGAUAGAGACUGUGCUCCAAGUCAUUGAGAAUGUCAAGGUUAUGUUAGGUUUCGGUAAAUAACGGACACAUGAUUAUCACACAGCAGUGGACGGACUGUAUCUGGGGGACCUGAACUCACUGCCAGCCACUUGGGUUUCAGAUUUCUGAGAGAAACAAGAUGUUUUAGUAUUCCUUUUUGUUUUCCAACAUAAAAUUCUGAGGAUGAACAGUAUUCUGCAAAGGGUUUCCUUAAACAAGCAAUCACAUAGAACAAAUACAGUCUGUUAGAUGUCACGAUAUCUGGUUUUCUGAAUGACCUUAGAGUGAGUUAGCUGUAGAAAAAAAGGAAAAUAUGGAGUAAAAAAAGACAAUAUAGAGUGGGCAUCAAAAGACGGAGCACUCAUCAAUCAUAUUCAGUGUUUUUGCCUAUAGGAUUAUACCCACCGUGUGUUCUUUUAUAUGAAAUAUGUGAAACUCAUCUCAUUCUUCUACUGUAACUGUGAUACUGUGAUGGACAAAACUACAGUGAGCUUUUCUUUCACAUUUGUAGUGCAACCAUGGACUUUUUAAAUUGCCCGAGAAUCUGCAGGGCAACUGCUGUUCUGUUGAUUUUGCUUGGCUGCUGUCUGUUUGGAGAAGCCGACUAGAAACAGCUUUUCCAGGGCAAAUGGUAUAAGGGAAAAUACACUGUAAACACUUUUAUAAUCACAGACUUCAGUGCUUAAAAGAUUUUUAUACACUAGUUUUCCCAUUCAGAUUGUGAAGCUAACUCGAGCUAACGAGCUAGUGAGAGUGCAGUUAUGGAAAUUGCUGUAUAGUGCUAAACAGUAAAGCAGCUGAACUCGAGUGGUGUUCAGAGAGUGAAAAGUGGGGGAGUGGGGAGGAAAAGUUUAUGAAAGUUCAUACAGGCUGACUAAUGAAGACCUCAAGGAACGAACAAGACAGCACCAGCAGAGCACAGUUAAACAGACUACUUUAUAUGUGUGUGUGUGUCUGUCUUUAUGUCAGUGUGAUUGGGAUAAGUGUGUGCAUGUGUGUUCACAUUUUAGCAAGCCAGAGAUAACCACAUUGAGGGAAAAAUGUGGUAAAAGUCAGUGUUAAUGGAGUCAAAAGCGAAAGACUUUCAGUACUAACCAACAGUUGACUUUUUUUUUCGCAUACUGUAUGUCAAGUAAAAACAAAUCAAUCUAAAAUCAAAAGCUCAGUAAGAGACCCAACUGUACGAAAUGGCACCUAAUUUCUGGAAGGGUUUCGUAGAUUUAGGGUGUCCUCAGCCAACAUUGCUUUCUUUCAUGUUGGUCAAAGUAAAGAAUGUGAGUUUUUAUCAUUUUAUUAACUGGAACUGGAGAUCAUCUCUGUCAUGAUGUUUGUUUUUGCCCGUCAUUGCCAUUUUGAUUGCUUGAACCUAGAAAAAGUCUAAGUCUAGACUACUUCCGACCACAUCUGAACUAGACGCUUUUCUUUCCUGAAUCAUCUUUGAAGGAAUUUUUCCAGACCCCGCCCAUUUUCUCAUUAGACUGUUAGUUGGUAGCAAUUGUUAGUUGGUAGCUAGUUUUAUUUUGGCUACUCCAGCUAUUGGUGGUUGAUAUCCAACUUGUUGUAUCUUGUUCAGAAGGCAGAACUUGAUAAGCUAACCCAUCAACCUUGUCCCCUAGAAAAUAUAUUUUAUAGAGCAAACAGAAUGAUGCACAAAUUUAGAUUUUUAAGCUGAAUUUAUUCUUUAGCAUUAAAGCUAGCUUUAGCCUCAUGUGCACCUCCAUAGAAUUGUAACUACACCUUGUGGCAACAUAGAUCUCCGAUCUUGCCAACCAGUAUGUGGCCAUAGAAUGUGGCUAAAUACAGAAGACUUGACAGGUUUGGUUUAUUUCAGGCAGAACCACGAUAGUUUUGCCACCUCCUUCUGCAAAUGUGGAAAGCACAAAGCAGGGAGACCCUUUAUAGU
Messenger RNA from Archocentrus centrarchus (flier cichlid), 6396 nucleotides. Its product is annotated as receptor tyrosine-protein kinase erbB-4-like. Gene Ontology annotation, cellular component: signaling receptor complex; basal plasma membrane; plasma membrane. Lineage: Eukaryota; Metazoa; Chordata; Actinopteri; Cichliformes; Cichlidae. The transcript has 27 exons. The record is from RefSeq and is a predicted model, not a curated record. Gene Ontology annotation, molecular function: transmembrane receptor protein tyrosine kinase activity; ATP binding; epidermal growth factor receptor binding. Bases 1 to 4227 code for a protein of 1408 amino acids. Gene Ontology annotation, biological process: negative regulation of apoptotic process; multicellular organism development; neurogenesis.